Lathyrus oleraceus (garden pea) is the source of this 2822-nucleotide messenger RNA. RefSeq names its product ubiquitin carboxyl-terminal hydrolase 14. NCBI's taxonomy places the organism in Eukaryota, Viridiplantae, Streptophyta, Magnoliopsida, Fabales, Fabaceae. The transcript is spliced from 20 exons. Gene Ontology annotation, biological process: protein deubiquitination. The record is from RefSeq and is a predicted model, not a curated record. Gene Ontology annotation, molecular function: zinc ion binding; cysteine-type deubiquitinase activity; protein binding. Bases 153 to 2576 code for a protein of 807 amino acids.
AUGGAGAGAGAGUAUAUAGUUUGCUUCAUUUCUAUUCCAAAGAUACUAAACUUGAUAGGUUAGGGCAAACAGUAAUUCUCUCUCUAUAAAACCCUUGUUCGAAAAUCUUCUCUCCAAAACCCGCAAAUUUCUGCUACUGCUUCACCACGAUAAUGGAUUUGCUCCGAUCAAAUCUUUCUCGUGUUCGAAUUCCGGAGCCAACCAAUCGCGUCUACAAGCAAGAGUGCUGCUUGUCUUUCGACACUCCUAUUUCAGAUGGUGGGUUAUUCAUCGACAUGUUUACGUUUCUUGCUUUUGGAAAGGAUUACGUUGGUUGGAACUUUGAAAAGACUGGAAAUCCUGUUUACUUGCAUGUAAAGAAGACUAAGAAGUUGGUUCCAGAAGAUAGGCCUUCAAAGAAACCUACUCUCUUGGCUAUUGGUGUUGAUGGGGGAUUUGAUAACAAUGAUGCUGAAUAUGAAGAAACUCAUAAUAUAGUUAUAUUACCUGACUAUGUUUCUCUUUCAUUUCCUUCUGUCGAAUUGCCGGAGAAGGUAAGGUUGGCUGCUGAUGCUAUAUUGCGAGAUGCGGGUGCUGAACGGAAGGAGCAAGUUGCAUCUUGGACUGCUGAUCGGAAACUCGAAAGUGUCUAUGCAAUGAACUUACAGCAAAUUGACAAUAGUGUUGUUAUUCCUCCAUCUGGGUGGAAAUGUUCCCAGUGUGACAAGACAGACAAUCUUUGGUUAAAUCUGACUGAUGGAGUGAUACUUUGUGGGAGGAAAAAUUGGGAUGGAAGUGGUGGUAACAACCAUGCUGUUGAACAUUAUAAAAAGACUGGCUACCCACUUGCUGUAAAGCUUGGGACUAUUACUGCUGAUCUGGAAGCAGCAGAUGUAUUCUCCUAUCCGGAGGAUGAGAAUGUGUUGGACCCACUUUUAGCGCAACAUCUGGCAUUUUUUGGGAUUGAUUUCUCAUCACUGCAAAAGACUGAAAUGACGACUGCUGAAAAAGAACUCGACCAAAAUACCAAUUUUGAAUGGAAUAGAAUCCAAGAAAGUGGACAGGAAGUGGAACCAAUUUUUGGACCUGGAUUUACAGGAUUGGUCAAUCUUGGAAACAGUUGUUACCUGGCAGCAACUAUGCAAGCUGUAUUUUCAUCACGAUCUUUCUCUUCAAGGUACUAUAUAAACCAAAGUCUAAAGAAGGCAUUUGAGGCGGCUCCUGCUGAUCCAACUGUGGAUCUCAAUAUGCAGUUGACGAAAUUGGCACAUGGUUUACUAUCUGGCAAAUAUUCUGUUCCUCAAUUUGAGAAUGAUGAGGACAAAAACGUUGCAAUUGCAACCACUCCUACAUCCGCGGUGCAGGAAGGGAUACCACCACGUAUGUUCAAAGCUUUAGUAGCUGCCAGCCAUCCGGAAUUUUCAUCUAUGAGACAACAGGAUGCUUUAGAAUUUUUCCUUCAUUUUCUUGACCAAGUGGAACGAGCUAAUGCUGGGGAAACUGAACUGGAUCCUGCAAGGAGUUUCAAGUUUGGUGUUGAAGAUCGAAUUUUGUGUUCAUCCGGAAAAGUUGCAUAUAAUAGAAGGAAUGACUACAUUCUUUCUCUGAAUAUCCCAUUGCAUGAAGCAACUAAUAAAGAAGAGUUGGAAUUGUUUCACAAACUGAAAGCAGAAAAGCUUUCUGAAGGAAAAGAAGUGUCUGGUGAUGAGAUUGUACGUCCAAGGGUGCCUUUAGAAGCUUGCCUAGCAAGCUUCUCAUCUCCCGAGGAGAUACAUGAUUUUUACAGCACUGCUUUGCAAGCGAAGACAACAGCGGUGAAAUCGGCUGGUCUGACAUCAUUCCCUGAUUACCUGGUGUUGCACAUGCGGAAGUUUGUUAUGGAAGAAGGAUGGGUACCUAAAAAACUCGAUGUAUAUGUCGAUGUUCCUGAUAUCAUAGAUAUCAGUCAUAUGCGUAGCAAAGGUCAUCAACCUGGGGAAGAGCUUCUACCAGAUGGGGUACCCACCGAGGAUGAUUCAGAAACACCUUUAGCCAAUGAAGACAUUGUUUCCCAACUGGUUUCUAUGGGCUUUCACCUUAUUCAUUGUCAAAAAGCUGCUAUAAAUACAUCAAAUGCUGGAGUAGAAGAGGCAAUGAAUUGGUUACUAUCUCACAUGGAUGAUCCAGAUAUCGAUGCUCCUAUUUCUAAAGGGCGUGGCUCUGAAAGUGUUGACCAGUCAAAAGUUGAUACCCUAAUAUCAUUUGGAUUUCAAGACGACGUUGCUCGAAAGGCGCUGAAAGCGUCGGGUGGUGACAUAGAGAAAGCAACAGACUGGAUCUUUAGCAAUCCCGAUGCAUCUGUUUCCAACAUGGAUGCUACUGCAUCCAACACUACAUCUGGUCCAAAUGAUGCUGACUUACCCGAUGGAGGAGGAAAAUAUCGACUAAUGGGAAUUGUUAGCCACAUUGGAACCUCAACGCAUUGUGGUCACUAUGUUGCUCACAUCUUAAAAGACGGUAGAUGGGUUAUUUUUAACGACAACAAGGUAGGCGCUUCCAUCAAUCCUCCCAAGGACAUGGGCUAUCUUUACUUUUUUGAGAGGCUUAACUCGAAUUAGAUUGUGUGUCAAGAAUCAAACUCUGAAUAUUUCAACUGUGUUGAGAGUGAGAGGCACACUGUGUUCUAAAAUGGCACAACCUGUUACCUACUUGUGCUGAUGGGUGUGUCUUGGUUGCUUGUUAAACAACCCUCAUUGGCUGCCUCUAACUUUUUUCCCGGGUUCGCCAGAAACACACCAUGUUAGGAAGUCAUGAUAUUGAUCUUUACAGAAAAAAAGAAAUUGCAAUUCCGGUGUUGCACUACA